Messenger RNA from Python bivittatus (Burmese python), 2136 nucleotides. The record is from RefSeq and is a predicted model, not a curated record. NCBI's taxonomy places the organism in Eukaryota, Metazoa, Chordata, Lepidosauria, Squamata, Pythonidae.
AUGGAUGUAGUAAUAUUUUUCAAAGAUCUUAAUCAUUGUCCUGCCAUCUGCACCCCCAUAAACAGCACAGAAAAUAAACACCCAGAAACCACUAUCGAUGAAUACGUACAAAUACAGCUGCAAGAAGUCAUCCAAAAAAUGCGAGAAAGAACAAUUAUUUAUAAAGAAAAGUUGUCUAAUCCAGUAAUCUCCUCACCUGAACUCAGUCCAACUACAACACCCCAAAAGAAGCUCCUAGCCCCUAUUCCCAAAGAAGAAAAAAAAGAGGAAAAAAAAGAAGAAAUCAAACCUGAAGAGAAGCUGUGUUGGCCAUUCAAGAAACUAUCCAUGAAAGAAUACAUGAAAAAAAUGAAACUGCCAGAAAGCAUAGAUGCAUACACAGAUCGUCGCUAUGUAAUAUGGUUAUUCUUAGUUACUGUUGCUUAUAACUGGAACUGCUGGUUCAUCCCACUGCGAUUAGUAUUCCCAGUUCAAACGUCAAGCAACUUAAUAUACUGGAUUGCUGUAGACAUCUUAAGUGACAUCUGCUACAUCUGUGAUCUCAUGUUCUUUCAGCCUCGAGUACAAUUCGUGAGAGGAGGAGAUAUAAUAGUAAGUAAAAAAGAAAUAAAGAAGUUCUACCAGAGUUCAUUAAAAUUUCGGCUUGAUUUAUUAUCAGUAAUUCCAUUUGACGUUUUCUACAUUGUAUUUGGAUUCAAUGCAGUAUUUAGAGUAAACAGGAUGAUAAAGCAUCUCACAUUCUUUGAAUUCAAUGAUCGGUUAGAGGCAAUAAUGGAUAAAGCAUACAUCUACAGGGUCAUCCGGACUAUUGGAUAUCUGUUGUUUGUCUUACAUAUUAAUGCAUGCUUAUAUUACUGGGCUUCAACCUAUGAAGGACUUGGUAGUACCAAAUGGGUGUAUGAUGGCAAAGGAAACAUGUAUCUAAGAAGUUACUAUUGGGCUGUUCGCACUUUAAUUACUAUCGGUGGACUACCAGAACCAGUCAAUAUGUUUGAAAUAAUCUUUCAGCUUCUGAAUUUUUUCUCAGGGGUCUUUGUAUUCUCCAGUCUGAUUGGCCAGAUGCGUGAUGUUAUUGGAGCAGCAUCAGCAGGGCAAAACUAUUAUCGUGCCUGUAUGGACAACACAGUUUCUUACAUGAAUACUUACACAAUUCCAAGGAUUGUUCAGAAGCGUGUUCGAACUUGGUAUGAGUAUACGUGGGAUUCACAAGGAAUGCUAGAUGAAUCAGAAUUACUGGAGCAGAUGCCUGGAAAAAUGCACUUAGACAUUGCAACUGAUGUCAACUUUGCUAUUGUCAGCAAACUUGACUUGUUCAAAGGAUGUGAAUCCCAAAUGAUAUAUGACCUGCUUCUGAGAUUGAAAUCCACUGUGUAUCUACCUGGUGACUUUGUGUGCAAAAAGGGAGAAAUUGGUAGAGAAAUGUAUAUCAUUAAAGGUGGUGAGGUUCAAGUACUUGGAGGUCCUGAUGGCACUGAAGUCCUGGUGACCUUGAGAGCAGGAGCCGUAUUUGGAGAAAUCAGCCUAUUAGCAGCCAGUGGAGGAAAUCGGCGGACUGCAAAUGUGAUCGCUCAUGGAUUUGCCAACCUUUUUAUUCUUGACAAGAAGACACUGAAUGAAAUCCUGGUGCAUUAUCCUGAAUCUGAAAAGCUCUUGAGAAAGAAGGGAAAAAUACUCAUGAAGAAGACAGGCAAGCCUGUUGGAGGGCCACCACAACCUGUAAAAGGCCUGGCUCUCCUUAUGCAUAAAGAAGCACCUAUGAUGCUCAAAGCAUUAACUGAUGAGAAAGGAGGUAUUUUAGCAGCAAUUAGCAAGUUGAAGAAAGAGAAGGCAGCCCAGAAAGAAAAUGAAAUACAAGCCAAGGAAGAACAAGCAAGGAAAGAGAAUGAAGAAAGAGGAAAAAAACCAGCCCAAGAGCUCAAGACGAAAGUCCCAGAAACACAGGCUGAGUCACAUGCUCCUAAAGAAGAGGCAGUUGCUUACAUCAGACCACAACCUUCUCCUCUGCCACGACCACCAUUAGCACAGAUGCUCGGAGGCAUCACGAACCAAGCCCUCGUCAUUAGCAUGGUUCCUUCAGUUGUAUCUGGAGAAGGAGAUAUCCUCACUGUUGAAGUUAAAGAGAAAAAACUAGCAUAA